GCUGCUAUUACUGUAUUGAGCCUGCUGCCUCGUACCAACUCCGUUUUGUGAGUUAGUGACUAGGAACUAGAGACACACGGAGCAUUGUUGGCACCAUAGACCGUCGAGUAUGACAAUGCCAGAUUGGGCCCUGGUACCAUGUCUUGCGUAGGCUGAAGAAGCAGUUUUUCUCGUUUUUACUCAGCUAUUGGUGUUGAAUCUAGGCUACCAGUGCCGUUUCCGUGUCUUAGGGUUCUCUUCAGAAGCACGUCGUUUCAUAUCAACUUAGCUCUCCCACCGUGACUGUUCGGGACCCAUCCAACCGCUGCUUUUCCGCAUUUCCCGCAGCUCCCGCAUCUACCGUAUUCUCCCCUAUUUCCUCGCCAGUAUCUCGCUGGCAUACCAUGAGGCCGCCACGCCCCCACACUCCCGCUCCCUCGCUUCUUCUGCUCUUGCUUCUCGUAGCAGCAGCAGCGGCUCCUGCUUCCCUUCUCGUUUCUGCUGACGGAGCUCCGUCAGAUGCUAGCCAGAUUCCGUCUGACGGAUUCGAGUUCCCAACCUUUAGCGCGGAUGACGAGGAACUCAUUAUGGCAUAUGAAAAGAAGUUCGCGGCGAGGCCUGGAGAGGAGGAGGUGUCAGAUGAGCACGCUUACCAUCUGGGUGAAAAGCUGCGAGCCAGAGGUGUGACUGCAACGGAUGUGCUACAAAGCGAGGAUGACGUUAAUGAUGACGAAAGCCAUGAAGAGUCUCCCCGGAGGACGCUCUCCGCAACUCCCGCCUCCGCCUCCGCCUCCGCCUCCGCCUCCGCUUCCGCUUCCGCCUCCGCCUCCCCAGAGCAGGCCGCGCACGCCGCCCGAACCAUCGCGCGCCUUCGGUCGCUCGGAUUCCGAACUUUCGCAAACGCUCUCGAGAAAACGGACAUCCUUUCCGCGCUCCCCCCCGCCGUCGCGCGCAAAGGCGGAGUCUCCCUCCUAGUCCCCUCGGACCGCGCGUUCCUUAAUCUCCCGCAGGCCGUUCAGAAGCUACUAAGAGGGCCCGACGCUAAGGACGUUCUUAAAAACCUCCUCCUGUACCACAUUUUCCAGCCGCGGAUAAAUUUUAACUACUUCCUGAAGCUCCAGGGGCGGCGCGUUAAGACGCUACUUAAAGACCGAACUCUGACCGUUAGAUUCGCCCGUGGCGGCUUCCCCGGAGCGCCUACAGUCGCGGGGGGAGAGUUCCUCUGGUUCGCUCCCUCUGAAACGGAUAGCAGCAGCGUCGGCAGCAGCAGCGCCGGCGCGAUGGUGAUUGUAAAGGAUGUGACUUAUAACGGGCUCGUGAUCUGCCAGGCUGUCGGUACGGUGCUCGUUCCGCCGUUGGAUCUCCUGUCGCCUCCCAAAGUUGCCGCAUCCACCACCGCUAAGAACGCGCCUCCGGUUUCCAAAACCAAGUCUCCCGCCAGCGCCGGCGGCGGAAGCGGAAAGAAGAUCCGACCGCCGCCAUCCAAGAGAAGCUUCGUGGAGUCAGCGUCCGCGUCUGGCGGCGCAGCAGCCGUAGCGAAGCCGGUAGCCAUGGCCGUUCCAAGCCCCGUGAUCCGGCCGUCGUCCGUGACGCUCUCCCCGCAGCAGCAGGUGCUCUACUGGCUCUCCCGCCAGGGCCUCGGCCGCACGGCCGCAAAUCUCGCGCAGUCCGGCGUGCUGGAACUCGUCGAGCCGGGUAACCCGGUUACCAUUCUCGCGCCCACGCAGCUCGCGUACCGGUUUCUCCCCUGGACCGUCCGCCAGCUGUUCUUCACCAAGUCCGGGGAGGAAGUGCUUCCGCGGCUGAUGAAAUACCACGUUAUAACGCAGCGGCUUACAGUGAAGCAGCUUCGAUCCGCGGGGAAUCAUAAGUAUCCGACCCUGCUGGACGAGCACCCGGUAGAUACCAAAGUAGGCUCGACAUUUGUCCGUUUCUCCCCCGAGCCUCCGGAUUACGCCGCCGCGACCAUCAUCCCGGGGUCGUCCUUCAGCAACGGCAUCGCGACCGUACACGUCAGCAGCUCGGUCCUCAUCCCGCCGUACGAUCUCCUCUCCAUAUCCCCGCCUCCCGCGCCGGGUCCGGUCCCCCCCCCGCUCGGCCCCGCGCCCGGCCCCGCCCCCGCAAGCGCGGAUGCCCCCGCUAUAGCGGGGACCCAGUCGAUAAAUAUGGUCGGAGAUUUAGAAGCAGGGCGAUUCCGGGGGGAUUUUAGAGGGGAGGAACCAGGUGCGGGGGUGGUUACUGCAAGGGGGGUUGCUGAAGUGGGGUCGGCGGGCGCCGAUCAUGCGCGGAUCUCCCCGCUUCCCCCCCCGCCGCCGCCGCCGGGGUACGUGGGCGGGUCUGUCCCCAAGCGCCAGCUGAUCUCGUUUGAAGACGCGGGGGGAGACCCGUAUAGCGCAGCCCCCCCCCCUAUGGCUGCAGACCUGGCGCAAGAACGUGAAGAGGGGGGGGUGUUGGGCGCAGAAGUUGGGGAAGGGGCGGAAGGGGCGGACGAGGUGGGGGAAGCUUGGGAAGCGGCGUGGGAAGCAGGCGCGGGUUCAGGAGCUGCUGCUUCGGGCUCCAGGCGCGUGCUUCCCGAGUUGGCACUGAGCGCGCGUCAGCAGGCCAUAGACGCGCUGGCGAAGCGAGGGCUCACUGUACUCGCUAAGAACCUCGCCGCUACAAGGAUACUGCACUCCCUCUCAGGCCCCGCUACACUGCUCGCGCCUACGAAUCUCGCGUUCUGGACCCUCCCGCUGCCUAUUAAAGCGCUACUGAUGGGGCCUAAGGCGGACCUGGUUCUUAAGAACCUCAUGGCCUAUCACAUCCUGCCAAGUGGACGGACUUCCGCCAAGCAGUUCGAUGUAGCUAUAGCCACGGCGGGGAUCGAGGGGUAUGAGCUGUAUAACACUCUGCUACAGGGGAGGAGCGUUAAAGCGGAGCGGGUAGGAAAAGCCCUGGCGUUCUCACCGCUGCCGAUGGUGCCGCUGCUGAGUAGAGUGGCACGGGUAGUAGCGUCUGAUGUUAAUAGCGGAGCUGCCAGUACCGGGGUUGCUACUAGCGGGGAUGCCACUAGCGGGGAUGGAAUCACCAUCCAUGUGAUCAACCGGGUGCUCAUUCCGCCUGUGAAAGUGCUGCUGGCGCCCUUCCGCCCAGCUGCCGCUGCGGCUGCGGCUUUGGAUGUGGCGCCGAAUCCCUUCCGCGCCGCCUCUGCUGCUUCGGCCCAAGCCAUGGUCCUCCCAAUGACGGACGCCACUCCAUCCCCUCCCCUCCGGCCCCUCCCCCUCCGACGGCUGAGAACACCAUCAUGGACCGCCUGCGCCUCUUCGGCUGCACCAAGACGGCCGACAUGAUCGAGCGCUCCGGCUUCAUCGCGCUCCUCACCACCGCCACAUCCCCCAACGUCACUCUCUUCGCUCCCACCGACGACGCGCACACCCGCAUCCCCGCACCAGUCAAACAGCUUAUCACCGACAACGGCCCGUCGGUUGAGACUCUUCUGCUGAGCUACCAGGCGGUGUUUGGAAUCCAGACCUACGCCGAACUGACGAACCGAUCAUCAGGUUCGUACCCGACCCUGCUCACGGAUACGUCCGUCACGCUGAUCAAGACCCGCUGCCCGUAUUUCAAAAGGUUUUACCGUGAGCCCGGGUGCAACGAGACGACGAGCCUGCUGCCGGAACCCGCCAUGGAGUAUCCUGCUGUGAGCAUCGUUCGGCCGAAUAUUAUCUACGUUCAGGAGCCACGUAACAUUACAAGUUCGGGGAUGAAUGUUACUAUAUUGGUGCAGACGCUCGUGCACAUCACAUCGGACUUCCUUAUACCGGACUCGUCGCUGCUCGUUCCUGGGGCCGUGCCUCCUGCCCCUCCUCCUGAUUCGCCUUCCCCUCCUCCUCCCGCUCCUCCACCGCCUCCGGCCCGGUAGUCUUGAGCAUGGGCCUAAGGAAGAGUAGUAUACAUGAGAUAGGUUUUGUGCUGGACUGGAAGGGAUGCAAUUGGAUGCUGGCUACAAGUGGGUGCUUGUUUAACAUUCUUGUCUUGCAUGGAGGCUGCAUUAAGGUAACGCACGAUUAUUCAAAAGGGGGGGCCGGGCGAGAGGGGGGUACCUAAGUGGCCCUGUUUUUGCUGUAGUAGUGGGGACAAUUGAAUUAAGAUUGCAUCCUUCAGUAAGUGUUGUAAUUUAUUGAGCUGUUAUUUUGA
Molecule: messenger RNA, 4155 nt
Organism: Closterium sp. NIES-67
Lineage: Eukaryota; Viridiplantae; Streptophyta; Zygnematophyceae; Desmidiales; Closteriaceae
Source: the annotation of a GenBank genome assembly